Amborella trichopoda is the source of this 1734-nucleotide messenger RNA. It is a transcript of the gene CDC48B, whose product is annotated as cell division cycle 48B. Gene Ontology annotation, molecular function: ATP hydrolysis activity; ATP binding. The record is from RefSeq and is a predicted model, not a curated record. Lineage: Eukaryota; Viridiplantae; Streptophyta; Magnoliopsida; Amborellales; Amborellaceae.
UAUCCUGGUCUGCCUUUCUUAAAACCCUACUUUUCUCCAUUAUACUGCGAAUCCUGCAUUGAUAACCGUCGUUUUCUGGUUAUCCAAGAAUGGCAGACGGAGCAAACCACAUUUUUUAGGGCGGAGGACGCCAUUGCUGGAAACUCCAAUGCUCUUCAAGCUCUCAGGGAGCUACUGGUCUACCCCAUCGUCUAUGCGAAAGAGUCUCAGAUCCUUGGCUUGAAAUGGCCAAAAGGAUUGCUUCUUCAUGGUCCUCCAGGUACAGGAAAGACGAGUUUGGUUCGCGCAAUUGUUCGAGAAUGUGACGCACAUUUGACUCUGAUUAGUUCACAUUCGGUUCAUAGAGCAUUUGCUGGAGAAAGUGAGAAGAUUUUGAGGGAGGCUUUUGCUCAAGCAGCAUCUCAUGCCUCAUCCGGAAAACCAUCCAUCAUAUUCAUUGAUGAAAUUGAUGCUUUGUGUCCUCGUCGUGACUCUAGGAAAGAGAAUGAAUCUCGCAUAGUUGCUCAGCUUCUUACCUUGAUGGAUGGAAGCAAGACGUCAUCAAAGUCUCUUCCCCGUGUUGUUGUUGUCGCAUCUACCAACAGAGUGAAUGGGAUUGAUCCAGCAUUACGAAGACCUGGACGUUUUGAUGCAGAGAUUGAAGUGACAAUACCUACUGAGUAUGAGCGUCUUCAAAUCCUUGAGCUCUACUCAAGGAAGCUCCCUUUAGAUGAGAGUGUUGAUCUUUAUGCUAUUGCUGCCUUUUGCAAUGGGUAUGUUGGUGCUGAUUUGGAAGCCUUGUGUCGUGAGGCUGCCAUGGUUGCACUACGGAGAUCCACAAAGACAGGUGAAACUGGCGCUCUACCUACAUUAAGAAAUGAAGAUUGGGAAAUUGCAAGGUCUAAGGUUGGUCCAAGCAUAACGAGAGGUCUAACUGAAGAAGUCUCCAAAGUGACCUGGGAUGAUAUCGGAGGACUUAAAGAAGUGAAGAAGAAGCUUCAACAAGCUGUUGAAUGGCCUAUUAAACAUGCCUCGGCCUUUGUGAGACUUGGUCUUACACCAAUCCGUGGAGUACUUCUGCAUGGACCUCCUGGGUGCUCAAAGACUACUCUUGUUAAAGCCACAGCUCAUGCUGCCCAAGCAUCCCUCUUUUCCCUAAGUGGUGCAGAGUUGUAUUCCAUGUAUGUUGGAGAAGGGGAGGCUUUAUUACGUAGAACAUUCCAAAAGGCUCGUCUAGCGGCACCUAGCAUUGUAUUCUUUGAUGAGGCUGAUGCUGUUGCCACAAAACGUGGUGGGGAAGAUGGACAUUCGAGCAGUAAUCCUACAGUGGGAGAGAGGCUUUUGUCUACCAUGCUGACGGAAAUGGAUGGUCUUGAGCUAGCUACUGGGGUUCUAGUUCUUGCUGCGACAAAUCGCCCUCAUGCGAUUGAUGCUGCACUUUUACGCCCAGGGCGUUUUGAUUUGGUACUUUACGUACCCCCUCCUGAUUUGGAAGCACGAAGAGAGAUACUCCAAGUACACACACGUAACAUGAAGUUAGAUCGAGACGUGGAUCUAGAACAAAUUGCCAAAGAAACUGAGCUCUUUACAGGGGCCGAGCUGGCCGGUCUUUGCAGAGAAGCUGGCAUUGUGGCUCUUAGAGAAGAUAUUUCGGCCACUGUUGUGUGUGGUCGCCAUUUUGGGGUUGCAAGCAAUUCAUUAAGGCCGUCACUGACUGAAUUACAGAUUGCCGGUUAUGCUACUUUCAUGAAAUAG